CCAAAUCGUCUUGUUACCUUGGUGGCAAACGCAGCAGCUGAGCGCAAUUCCAUGGGUAUUCCAAGGUCCCGUCGUCCCCUGAUGCGGGAUCCGCAUGCGGGGCGUCCGCGGGCACCGAAGCCCACGCGAGAAACUGACAUACGCACCAUGGUGGAAGGUGUUGAGACGUGUGCAUCCUCCCACGUGAUAAUAAGUCGCGAGGCGAGCCCGCACGGCGGCAGCACGCUGCGGCGCAGCAAGGCCUGCACACCACGCCGCGCGCCGCACCACACGCCGCGCAACGCCUCGCACACCUCGCAGGCGCCGCACACCUCGCAGGCGCCGCACACCUCGCAGGCGCCGCACACCUCGCAGGCGCCGCACACCUCGCAGGCGCCGCACACCUCGCAGGCGCCGCACACCUCGCAAGCGCCGCACAUCUCGCUCGUGCCGCACGCGCAAGCGUCGCACGAGCACGCGUCGCACGAGCACGUGCAAGCCGUGCCGCAACACCCGCAUGAUACUCACAAAAAAAGCCAACCAUCUCCGAUGGCAACGAAGAGAUCUGAGGAGCCUUCUCCGAAGCCAAAAGCCCGGCCCAAAACUCCCAAGACUUCAGUCUCCACAAAAGAGUGCCUUAGUUCCACCCGAACAGACCUUGAGACAGUAGAUUUGAACCAGAUGACGCCAGUGUGCAAGAUACAAUGUGCCAUGAAGAAGGAUCUAGAAGUAGAUGAUAGAGAAUCCGCGAAUUCUAUGUCGCCUAUGAUGUUAGAGGAUUCUGGAGAGAAGAAAAAGAACUCGCCCGAAAGACUGCAUUUGAAAUCAGUGCACAAGAUCAACAGCUCUAAGAAAGACACUGAUGACGCGAACAAGUAUGGCGAAUGCAGUAAGAGAGAUAACUCGCCUAGAAAGGCUCCCUCACCGGUUAGGAACAGGGAGCCAGUCAACGAGAGAAAGGAGCGAGAGCGGACUAAGAUCUCAAUGGCACCAGAUCGUUGUGAAGUGACCAGACUAAUCAAACAGCUGUGCAGUGGAGAUGCAGGAGGGGCUGAACGUUUAUCAGGAGUUAAGAAUGCUCAGUUGCAGUACGCGAGUGGCAACAGUCCUCGGCAACCGAGCACACCGCAGCUGCUGAGAAUACUAGAAGAGACAAUCCAAAAGAAGGUCCCGAAGCCUCUCUUCCAGAAGCAACCAUCAGCCCGAGGGCUGGAGCGCCACCGGCUCCUGUUCAACAUAUCGGAGAAGACCUCGGACUCCUUGUUCCAGUAUCGCACCAAGUUCGUGCAGCAUAUGCUGACCAGCGCCAUGUAUGCCAACAGCGCGGUCGGAAAGCCAUGGGAGAUGAUUGGCAGUAUAUCGGAACAAAUAAUCGACGAGCUCCUUCUAGGCUGUCUGAAGGAGAUGGAAGUUCGAGAUCUAGUGGUCCAGCUUUACAAGACAGAGACGCGUUGACGCGAAACCACAUGUGAUAGACAGAGACGCACAGUGUGCUCAAUGACAAUUUUAUAUAUUUAAUUUUUAAUACAUUUGUUUUUCUACA
This is a messenger RNA of Helicoverpa zea (corn earworm), 1522 nucleotides long. RefSeq names its product mediator of RNA polymerase II transcription subunit 26-like. The record is from RefSeq and is a predicted model, not a curated record. Bases 52 to 1434 code for a protein of 460 amino acids. NCBI's taxonomy places the organism in Eukaryota, Metazoa, Arthropoda, Insecta, Lepidoptera, Noctuidae. The transcript has 9 exons.